AUUUUUCUCAACGGCUUUGUUUUCUGCUUUGCAAUGCCUUACAAGUUCAAACAUGGAGAGGAUUCGUAUCAACUCGAUAGUUGCUCUCAGUUGAGCAGACCUUGAGAAUUCUUAUAUCGGCAAGUCCGCCAGAAAGCUGUACAAGUCAUCCGAUGCCUCUACCAACUGUACAGACGAGGGUGGACGGCCCGAUGAUGCCUGUCUCUCGACAGUCAACGAGGAGGAGGCAUUCAUCCAAUUCUUUGGAAGGACAAAGGGGCAGCUUGCAGACCACGAAAGAGACUCUUCAUGGUGACCUUAGCGUCCGGGAUCGAAUCCAUCACUUCACACUGGCAUGGUUCACAUGUACAAUGUCAACAGGAGGAAUUGCUCUGCUUCUUUCCCAAACACCUCACCGAUUUCAUGGACUCCAAGCUAUCGGUGACAUUGUGCUCAUCCUCGACAUUGUCCUUUUCCUCCUCUUUUGUUCCUUGUUGGCCGCUCGCUUCACACUGUUCCCGCAGACCAUGAGAAGCUGCCUCACACACCCAACGGAAUCACUAUUCAUUCCCACUUUCUGGAUCUCAAUCGUCAAUAUUUUCUCAAAUAUCCAACAAUACGGUGUCCCUCACACCGGCUACUGGCUCGUCGUCACGCUUCGAGUUCUAUUUUGGCUCUAUGCAGCCCUCACUCUCUGCAUAGCAACCGGCCAAUACUACUUCCUCUUCACCGGCAAGCCUCUCACAGUACAAAACAUGACACCUCAAUGGAUCCUUCCCAUCUUCCCCAUCAUGCUCUGCGGCACCCUGGCGUCUCUAAUCUCGCCCUCCCAACCAUCAUCCCAAGCUCUGCCCAUCCUCAUAGCAGGGAUCUCAUUUCAGGGUCUGGGAAUGCUCAUAGCAGUAUUUAUGUACGGCCCCUACAUCUCCCGAUUGAUGACAUCUGGCCUCCCCAACCCGAACACACGCCCCGGAAUGUUCAUUGCUGUUGGGCCGCCCUCUUUCACCGGCCUCGCCCUGCUGGGAAUCUCGAACGACUUGGGGAGAAUAUACCCCUCCUACACCAGCAUAUCAGGAGUCUCCGAUCCAGCUAUUAUUCCAGACGUGUUCCGCAUCCUUGCCGUCGCGGUGGCUGUCUUCCUCUGGGCUACAGCUUUCUGGUUUUUCUCUAUCAGUCUGGUUAGUACGCUUGCCGGAGCACUGGGGAUGCAAGGCAUGAGUUUUCAUCUUGUGUGGUGGUCUUUUGGUAAGCUAUAUUCUCAUCCCAUUCUGUUGUUUUCUGCUAUUACCUCUGAGAGCUCAGAUCCCGGGAGCUCUAUAGGAGCCUGCCUACAUAUUAGUGUUGGGAGCUCGGCUCCUCAGCUUCUGAACUCUCCCUUGAGAUUCAGGAAAGCCUAUACUAAUUCGAUAGUUUUUCCUAACGUUGGUUUCACAAUUGUCACGAUUGAAUUGGGAUCAGCACUCAUGAGUGAGGGUGUUUUAUGGCUGGGGAGUGUGAUGACUGUGUUGCUUGUAGUGAUUUGGCUUUUUGUUGGGGGUAUGCAUAUAAGAGCGGUGUUGAAGGGGGAUAUUUUGUGGCCUGGGAAGGAUGAGGAUCACGACCAGUGAGGUGAGAAGGGUGAGAGGUGGCUGGACAAGGCUGGGUCGUUGACCAUCAGCUGCAGGCUGCAGCAGGACUUGACAACGCGUGCAUAUGUGUAACCUCACUUCAGAGUCACAUGGCAACGCGUACUAAAGUGUGACGCGUCU
This is a messenger RNA of Hyaloscypha bicolor E, 1727 nucleotides long. RefSeq lists its product as uncharacterized. Gene Ontology annotation, biological process: malate transmembrane transport. NCBI's taxonomy places the organism in Eukaryota, Fungi, Ascomycota, Leotiomycetes, Helotiales, Hyaloscyphaceae. Bases 153 to 1586 code for a protein of 477 amino acids. Gene Ontology annotation, cellular component: membrane. The transcript has a single exon. The record is from RefSeq and is a predicted model, not a curated record. Gene Ontology annotation, molecular function: malate transmembrane transporter activity.